Molecule: messenger RNA, 990 nt
Organism: Aspergillus melleus
Lineage: Eukaryota; Fungi; Ascomycota; Eurotiomycetes; Eurotiales; Aspergillaceae
Product: NmrA/HSCARG family protein
Exons: 3
Coding region: 1-990 (329 amino acids)
Source: RefSeq, a predicted model, not a curated record
AUGUCUUCCAAGCUUAUUGUCGUUCUCGGCGCCACCGGCAACCAAGGAGGAUCGGUGAUCAAGUCCUUCAUCGAGGAUCCGGCCUGGCGUAUUCGCGCCUUAACCCGAAGCACAUCUUCCUCCAGCGCGCAAGCCCUCCAACGAUCCGGAGUCGAAGUCAUGCAGGCCAAUCUAGACGAUCCCUCGUCCCUCGAGGCGGCCUUUCAAGACGCAAAUGCCAUCUUCGCCGUCACCGACUUCUGGAACAGUUUCGCCAACCCCGAGAACCAAAAGAAGAAGAGACCCGACCAGCCGAUGAACGCAUGGACCUACCACUACGAGAAACAACAGGGCAUGAACGUGUUUGACGCUGCCGCUAAGGUUCCCACGCUCGAGAAAUUGAUUUUCUCCAGCUUGUCGGAUGCCUCGAAGUGGUCGAAGGGAAAAUACACGAACGUGAUGCACUUUGAUUCCAAGGCCCAUGCUGCAGAAUAUGGCAAGAAGACGUAUCCCGAGCUGUGGAAGAAGACCAGUUUACUCCAAGUUGGCUGGUAUCUUUCCAACUUUCUCUCGCACCCGUUACUACAACCCCGAAAGAAUGCGGAGGGCGUGUAUCAGUACAUCACUGGCGUGCGCGGUGACGUGCAUCUCCCAGCAAUGGCUGCCGAAGAAGAUACCGGACCAGCCGCGAAAGCGCUGAUUUUAAGCGCUCCCGGAAAGCACCUGAUCGCGUACCGGGGAUGGAUUACUCUGAACGAGUUUUUCGACAUCUGGAGCCGUGUGCUGGGUGUGCCUGCCAAGGUGGUGACCCUUCCUGAUGGCGAAUCCAUUCCGGGAGUCCCGGAGGACUUGAAGCAGGAGCUCAUCGAUAACUGGGCGUAUUUCAAUGACUGUGGAUAUGAGGGUCGCGAUGAUCCGAGCGUCAUCCAUCCAAGACAGCUUGAGGUACCGCUAAGCCUGCCUUCGGUGGAGGAAUGGAUACGGCAACAGGACUGGUCGGGCGUUCUGUAG